AUGCCCUGUAGAUUGCUGGAAAUGCUAAUCCAGGUGGUAUUUGACUCCAUGCACGAGAGGCUGCGUACACAUGCUGAAUCUGUUGCUUCCUUUGGAGGUGGUGCUCGAGAAAAAGUGAUGAUUGAGUCAAGAUUUAAUGAGCUUCUUGCUCAUGCUAAAAUACUUCUGAGGAAGAAAUGGUUAUUUGGAGUACUGGAUGACUUUGUCACCAAACAACUACCCCACAAUGUUACUUGGGGAUUGAGCUUGUUAUAUGCUAUGGAGCACAAAGUUGAUCGUUCAUUGACUUCCACUCAAGGUGAGCUUGCACAAGCAUUGCGGUUUUUGGCAUCAGUUGUAUCUCAAAGCUUCUUGGCCUUUGGUGACAUCUUGGAGCUGCAUAGAAAGUUCAUCGAACUGUCUGGUGGUGUUCAUUGGAUUUUUGAACUUGAGGAACUUCUUGAUGCUACACAAUGCCAGAAAGUUGACUUGCGAGAUAGUAUCAGGGAAAAGCCUUCUUCUUACCGGUGUCUAUGCUAUAUAAUGAUUGGUUUUCCACUUUUCAUGGUGGAAGUGGACAGAGGGUUUCUCUUUCACAGGUUGAUGAAAGCGAAUAGAUCUGAAGUUAGAAGAGGAAAAGAAAGCUCAAGCUGA
Messenger RNA from Lactuca saligna, 633 nucleotides. Lineage: Eukaryota; Viridiplantae; Streptophyta; Magnoliopsida; Asterales; Asteraceae. The record is from the annotation of a GenBank genome assembly.